UUGUAGAGGUACCGAGGGUUAACACCUACGGCGUAUUCAAUAUUAUAUUUGUAUUAUGAUGCAUUACCAUAGUCCGUGAGCAGAUAUUGAAAUCCCUUUUGACACUACCUAGAUAAGGACAGGUCGGCAACUGUUCUCCCAUGAACGGCGCAUGGUAGUCCUCCACAUCCGCCUUAUCCUCAAACUCGUCAUAAGCCGAGUCAUUAUUAAGCAUAAAGAUAAAUCGGAAUUGACCCAAAAACAAAUGACCCGCCCGGUGGGAGUGCAGAAGCAUAUAUAUAACACGCUGCAUGAAAAUUAGCUUAAAGCAGCUGUAGAUAUGUAGAUGACUAGACGGCAGCGAAGUUGCCCACGGGUGACCGUAGGUCAACAUAUCGCCGACGAAAAGUGUGCCUAUAAAGCGGCUCCGUGCCAGAUCAACCAUAUUGGGCGGGAUAUAGAUGCCGGUUAUAUCGAGGCCGAUGUCGGCUAUCAUUUGUGCGACAGAGAUCCCGGUGCCGCAACCGGCGUCGAGGAUGUGGGAGCCGGCCGGGGUUUUGGAGAUGGCUUUCUGUAUGCAUACGGGUUCGAAGGUGUUGGGGCACACAUGUGUAUUGUAUUGAGGAUAGUUAGGCUAGUGCUAGUGGGCUGGAACCAAGUAGUGCUGGUAGCUACGCACGAACCACCUAUGACAGUCGGGUUUCUUGCGGUAGGCAUGCUCGUAUUCUAUUUUGAGACCCUUGAAGGUCUGGAGGUCGGCCGGAGAGCUUGGUAUAGAAUGUUGCGGGCAAUCUGGAGAAAGUAGUCGGUGGAGAGAAUUGAAUAUUCGUUCGUACAAAGGCUUCGUAAGGACCUCUAGGCCUACCCAGCUUGUGCGAAACGUUAUUCGUAUAUCGAUUUCCCCAGUAUCGCGACGUGCGCUCCAUAUAUA
This is a messenger RNA of Pseudomassariella vexata, 910 nucleotides long. RefSeq lists its product as uncharacterized. The transcript has a single exon. NCBI's taxonomy places the organism in Eukaryota, Fungi, Ascomycota, Sordariomycetes, Amphisphaeriales, Pseudomassariaceae. The record is from RefSeq and is a predicted model, not a curated record. Bases 326 to 784 code for a protein of 152 amino acids.